AUGUAUCAAGAAAGGGAAUUAAGUAGCAAGAAAAUUGAGUUUAGAGUAAAUAAUGAAUAUCAAAUCAGACAACCAAAAGGCACGCUUGCCAUUCUUGAUGAACAAAAUAAUUUCAUAGGAUUUAUACUAUCUAAACCUGAAAAAAAGGCAGAUCCGAAAUAUAUCCUUAAAAAAGUUGGGUUUAAACCAGUACAAGCAGAAGUUUCAAUUGAUUUUGAAAGUAAAGAUUAUGAUUUACCAUCUUUAGAUAAUUUGUCAGAUUAUUGUGAAAAACUUGAAGAAUUUAUUGAUAAACUUUAUUUCAAUAAGAACAUAGAAUCUGGUAAGCUUUACAUUCAAGAAAAUGAUAAAAAGUUCACAUUUUGUAAAAAUGCAGAUGGUAGAAUUAGAUUUCAUUAUGAAAAAGCUAUAUAA
Racocetra persica is the source of this 414-nucleotide messenger RNA. Lineage: Eukaryota; Fungi; Glomeromycota; Glomeromycetes; Diversisporales; Gigasporaceae. The record is from the annotation of a GenBank genome assembly.